Zymoseptoria tritici IPO323 is the source of this 1134-nucleotide messenger RNA. RefSeq lists its product as uncharacterized. The coding region runs from base 1 to 1134 and encodes 377 amino acids. Lineage: Eukaryota; Fungi; Ascomycota; Dothideomycetes; Mycosphaerellales; Mycosphaerellaceae. The record is from RefSeq and is a predicted model, not a curated record. The transcript is spliced from 7 exons.
AUGUCCGACGACGAGGUUGAUCCUGAACUGCUGGAGCUUCUCCGACAACGACUGGGCAUCUCCAAGCCCUCAAACGAGAUACCCCGGGAGACAGGCGUCCUCCGAGAUGCAGAUUUCAUCUACAGCAACUCCAUUGACGUCCUCAUCGAUAUGCACGGCACAAAAGCGGCAGCAGCAGCUAUAUAUUCCAACAUGCGGGAGCGUAAUUACUCUCCUGCGGCCUGGCGUCAGCAUGAGCUGCAUCCGCGAGCGGAGGAAGGAUUUAGCGAGCUGGACAUUGUGAACUUCGUCUUCACGAUGGAUAUACUGAACUUUUCAUUCUGGUCCGAUCUCGGAGCCGAAGAACGAUACCAGGUCGAGUAUCGCGGCAAACGUUGGACAGGGUACAACAGUCUUGUGGCGUGCUUACGAAGAGCGCUCGACGAAGGCAUUCCCAUCACGACUCCCAAGUUCUGGCGAAGUCGAAGAUGCACCAACGACGUCCUCGGACAGGUUUUCCGAAGCGCCACCGCGGAGCAGAUCUCUUUGCUAGACGAGAGGAUCAGGUUGCUGAGAGAUACGAGCGAAGUGUUGAGAGAAGUGAUCACACCCGACUCCUCCGUCCUGCGCAUAAUUGAGCUUGCUUCCCAUUCCUCCGGGAGACUGGUCAACCUCCUUGCCCAUCACUUCCCCUCCGCCUUCUCCGAUACUGCCCGAUUCGACGGUCGGCGAGUACGCCUACUCAAACGAGCACAGAUCUUUGUCGCCGAUUUAUGGGCUGCGUUGGAGAGCAAAGGAGCCGGUCGAUUCGAGGAUAUCGGGGAUGUGAGCACGGGCUUGACUAUGUUUGCCGACUACCGCGUGCCUCAGAUCCUUUGCAAUCUCGGAGUGCUCAGCUAUAGCCCACCGCUGAACUAUCGCAUUCGAGACGGGAAGCCCAUUGAAAGCGGUCAUAGCUGGGAGGUGCAAUUACGUGGCUGUUCCAUUUGGGCCGUCGAACUGAUUCGGCGAGAGAUCUUACGACUACAUCCGGAAGUCAACGAAGAAGUCGAGAUCAAUGCGGUACUCAUCGACUUCUUCUUGUACGACUUGGCCAAAGAGCGGGAAGAUUCAGCGGACAUGCCUCAUCACCGGACACGAUCAAUAUGGUACUGA